AUGGCAAAUAAGUGCGGCGCCUGUGGUCGUUUUGCUUCUACAAUAGACUCGACAAAAUGCUCAAGUUGCACUCAUUUAUUUCAUCGCAAAUGUGCUAGUAUUCCUAUUGACGGCCGAAUAUCAAAUAAAUGGCAAUGCAGCGGUUGUAAGGCAAAAAAUGUAUGUGCGAGUGGGGUGAACACAAUUGCUACGCCUAGUUCGUGUAGCUCGGGCGGCACGGACACAGAGUUCGGCGAUGCACAGCUUGGAUCCGACGCUAGAGGGCGCUUUGAAACUAAUGUCGACUUAGCAAAUGAGCUAAAAUUAAUACGCGAGCAGUUGACUACUAUUGCCCGCGAAAUGGUAUCUUUUCGCCAGGAAAUCACUAACAUUAAUUCUAAUGUUAGUGAAAUAAGUAAUAGGGUUAGCGACGUCGAGAAAAGGAUCGCAUGUCUUGAGGAGCAGGCAACUAACUUGACGAGUCAACCUGGAGGGUCCAAGGUCGAAGAUAGCGUAGCGGAGUUAAAGUGUCGACUUAACGAGCGUGAUCAAGAAUUACUUUUAAACGAUCUGGAAAUAUCUGGUGUAAUAGAACAGAAGGGCGAAAACCCCUUACACCUCGUCACUAUGCUUGCGGCUAAAAUUGGCACUGAAUUGGAUGAGCGCGAUGUUGUAAGUGCAAGGCGUAUAGGCAUGCGGCGCGAGGAAAUACCAGGCAGCGGUGACAAGCGGAGGCCGCGUCCGUUAGUUGUCCGUCUCGCUCGUCGAGUGAUUCGAGAUAAACUAAUUCACGAAGCGCGCGUUCGGCGGGGGGCGGAUACUGCCGGUUUGAACCUAGGUGGCGAGCCGCGCCGAUUUUAUGUUAAUGAGCGGCACACCUCAAUCAAUAGGCAAUUAUUUUAUAAAGCACGGGAAGAAGGGCGCCGCAAAGGCUGGAGAUAUAUGUGGACGCGGGAAGGAUGCAUUUUUGCGCGUCGUGAUUCUGGCUCACCCCGUUAUAGAAUUCGAACAGAAAUAGAUAUAAACAAAAUUUUUGGGGAUUGA
Parnassius mnemosyne (clouded apollo) is the source of this 1023-nucleotide messenger RNA. The record is from the annotation of a GenBank genome assembly. NCBI's taxonomy places the organism in Eukaryota, Metazoa, Arthropoda, Insecta, Lepidoptera, Papilionidae.